AAUUUACCAUAUUUGCAGAUGGGGAACAAAUUAAAACCAGAAAACUCACACAUCACUACAAUAAUGGAAUUUGUUCUCUUGGAUUUUUCCGAUAUUCCCAAUCUCCAGUGGAUCCUUUUGGGGAUAUUUUCAGUCAUCUACCUGACCAUUCUGAUGUGCAAUAGCGUCAUAAUACUGAUAACAAGAAUUGACUCCACUCUCCAUAUCCCCAUGUAUUUUUUUCUCAACAAUUUUUCCUUUUUAGAAAUCUGUUAUGUAACAGUAACUAUCCCAAGGAUGCUCAUGGACAUUUUGACCCAGAAAGGACACAUUUCUUUCAUUGCUUGUGCUACACAAAUGUGUUUUGUCCUCAGGUUUGGAGGCUCAGAGUGUCUGCUUCUGACCGUGAUGGCCUAUGACUGCUAUGUGGCCAUUUGUAACCCUCUUCACUACUGUCUUGUCAUGAAUCAUAAGGUCUGUGUCCAGCUGGUCACUGCUUCCUGGCUCAGUGUGGUUCCUGUCAUAAUUGGGCAAACAUGGCAGAUUUUCUCUCUGCCCUUUUGUGGGUCCAAUACAAUUAAUCAUUUCUUCUGUGACCUCCCCCCAAUAUUCAAGCUUGCUUGUGGGGACACAUUUGUGAAUGAGAUAGCAGUCUAUGCAGUCGCUGUGGUGUUUAUCAUGGUUCCAUUUCUGUUGAUCGGUGUCUCCUAUGGCCACAUUAGCUCCAACAUUCUGAAACUGUCAUCAGCCAGAGGAAGGGCUAAAGCCUUCUCCACCUGCUCCUCCCACCUGACCGUUGUGGUUUUAUUCUAUGGAACAGCAAGCAUCACUUAUUUGCAACCCAAACCAAAUCAAGCCGAAGGGACUGGGAAACUGAUUUCUCUUUUCUACACUGUUUUGAUCCCAACCUUGAAUCCCAUUAUAUAUACUCUGAGGAACAAAGACAUCAUGGUGGCACUGAGAAAACUACUAACUAAGUUAUUAACCUGA
Molecule: messenger RNA, 969 nt
Organism: Sus scrofa (pig)
Lineage: Eukaryota; Metazoa; Chordata; Mammalia; Artiodactyla; Suidae
Product: olfactory receptor 10AG1-like
Biological process (GO): G protein-coupled receptor signaling pathway
Cellular component (GO): membrane
Molecular function (GO): olfactory receptor activity; G protein-coupled receptor activity
Source: RefSeq, a predicted model, not a curated record